Messenger RNA from Prunus armeniaca (apricot), 648 nucleotides. Lineage: Eukaryota; Viridiplantae; Streptophyta; Magnoliopsida; Rosales; Rosaceae. The record is from the annotation of a GenBank genome assembly.
AUGAAAUACAGCAGGUUAUGGCCCGGUACUAGUGGGGGGCAAAUGAAGACAAGCGGAAGAUUCACUGGUGUUCUGAAAGCAAGAUAUCACAGGCAUUGUUCCAUUUUGGAAGCUACUGAAGGUCAUGCCCCAUCAUAUAUUUGGAGAAGCUUAUGUGAAUCACGGAUUGUUGUAACUAGAGGUUCCCGAUGGCAAAUUGGUGACGGUAAGUCGGUGAAAGUUUGGGGAGAUUGGUGGAUCCCUAAGCCCACCUCUUUCCAGAUUUCAUCACCGGAGGUCGUUGGACAUGCGAAUGCUUUGGUGUGUGAGCUCAUUGAUCCAAUCAUGCACCAAUGGCGGGAGGACCUGGUCCAUGCGUGGUUUGGUGCUCAGGAGGCUUCCUGCAUUCUGACCAUCCCGAUUAGCUUCAGAGGCCCGGGGGAUCGACUCGUGUGGCACUAUGAAAAAAAAAAGGUUUGUGUUCCUCCCAAGGUUAAGGUGCUCGUCUGGCGUACGUUCCUUAAUAUCCUUCCCACCAAAGAACGUUUGUUCAGCAAGGGUAUCCAAGGGGAUAGUGCGGUGAGUGUGUCAUGUGCGGCGCUCGGGCGGAGACACUUCAUCACGGUGACUGGUGUGAUCGUGAUACACGGGACCUUAUUGGAUGGCUAG